AUGGUUUUAUUGGCAUUCCGCAAUAGGAGAUGUCUUAAUAGCUGCUGUAUGGGGACGUUAUGCUUGCAGUUGUUGCUGUGGAUUUUAUGUGCCGUGAACGGAGAGGAGCAGCCGUUCAGUGUAGAGUCAUGGCUCCAGAGGUACGGCUACCUCCCCCCUGCAGACCCCAGAAUGUCGGUGCUGCGUUCUGCUCGAGUCAUGCAGUCCGCUAUCGCUGCCAUGCAGCGCCGCUACGGCCUCAAUGUCACAGGGUCCCUGGACAGCAGCACUGCAGGCGAUAACACAAUAAGGUGGAUGAAGAAGCCCAGAUGUGGGGUUCCUGACCAGGUAGGAGGAGCGUCCAGAUUCAGUGUCCGGAAACGGCGGUACGCCCUCACAGGACAGAAGUGGCAACACAAACAUAUCACAUACAGCAUAAAGAACGUUACACCCAAAGUUGGGGCGGAGGAGACCCACGACGCAAUUCGGCGAGCUUUUGACGUUUGGCAAAACGUGACGCCGCUGCGCUUCGAGGCCGUUCCCUACAGCGAGCUGGAGAGGACCAAGAAAGACGUGGACAUCACCAUCAUCUUCGCUUCAGGUUUCCAUGGCGACAGCUCACCCUUUGACGGCGAGGGUGGCUUUCUGGCCCACGCCUACUUCCCAGGGCCGGGAAUAGGAGGCGACACACACUUUGACUCGGAUGAACCGUGGACUCUGGGCAACCCCAACCAUGACGGUAACGAUUUGUUCCUGGUGGCGGUCCACGAGCUCGGCCACGCGCUGGGCCUCGAGCACUCCAACGACCCCACGGCCAUCAUGGCUCCUUUCUACCAGUACAUGGACACCGACAACUUCAAACUGCCCAUGGACGACCUGCUGGGCAUCCAGAAGAUUUAUGGGCCUCCUGAUAAACUUCCCCAGCCCACCAUGCCUUUGCCGACAGCACCCCCUCCCCGCUCCCAUCCUCCAUCAGACCCCCGCAAGCCAGACAGGCAGACGCGACCUCCGAGGCUGCCCCCAGGAGACAGGCCAUCCCACCCCAAUGCCAAACCCAACAUCUGCGAUGGGGGCUUCAACACCCUGGGCAUACUGAGGAGAGAGAUGUUCGUCUUCAAGGAUCACUGGUUUUGGCGGGUGAGAGAUAACUCGGUGAUGCCGGGGUACCCCAUGCUCAUCAGUGUUUUCUGGAGGGGCCUGCCGGCUAAGAUAGACGCCGUUUACGAGAACAGCGAGGGAAGGUUCGUCUUCUUCAAAGGGAAGCAGUUCUGGGUGUUUAAGGACACAGUGUUGCAGGCUGGAUACCCCAAGGACAUCGCCCAGUUCGGACACGGCAUGCCGGCCCAGAGCAUCGAGACGGCCGUGUGGUGGGAGGACGUGGCCAAGACCUACUUCUUCAAAGGGGACAGGUACUGGCGUUACAAUGAGGAAAUGAGAACCAUGGACCCCGGCUACCCAAAGUCUGUGACAGUGUGGAGAGGUGUGCCUGAUUCGCCACAGGGGGCCUUCGUGGACAAAGCCAAUGGUUACACCUACUUCUACAAGGGUAAGGAGUACUGGAAGUUCAACAACCACUUCCUGCGGGUGGAGCCGGGCUACCCGCGCUCCAUCCUCAAAGACUUCAUGGGCUGCGACCUGAUGCCCGUCGACCCCGCCCGGCCGCCGGCUGACGACGGCACCUCGGACGUGGUGAUCGAGCUGGACAACGAGGCCAACACGGUGAAGGCCAUCGCCAUCGUCAUCCCCUGCGUGCUGGCCCUCUGCCUGCUGGUGCUGGUCUACACCGUGGUGCAGUUCAAGAGGAAGGGCACGCCGCGCCACAUACUGUACUGCAAGCGCUCCAUGCAGGAGUGGGUGUAGGCCGAGGGAGGACAGCCCCACCUUUCACUAAGGAGGACAGUGGACUUUGGACUUCUUUAGUGACAGCCACGCCUCCUCCUUUCGGCUGAUCUGAUACUUUUGUUCAGAAACAGGCGGCCCCUCGUGCAUAAGGUGACCCCAGGACUGAAAGCUGACUCCGCUCACCUCCGCCUUUUUAACAAACAGAGGGGACAGCUUGUGGGGAUCUUCUUUGCUUGGAAUGGCAGUAAAAAAAGAGGGGCGGUAUCACUUUGUAUCUCAGAAACUUGACUUCCUAUCCCAUAACUCUGUAUUUCUUUGCCUGACUGCUCUUAACCAGAACGAGGACGCACUCUUCCCACAGGGCACUGCAUUGUCAUCUGUCAUAUCAGGCUGUUGAUGAAACAGCAGUUUUAUAUUUUCUGAUCUCGGUGCCCCCUUCGCUUCAUACUGUACUCAAAAGAUAAACUGUCUCGGAUACACACGAGUUAAUCACGUUACCAAUCUUACAUCUUUUACUUUGUUCAAUUCAUUUGCAAAAUGAGGUCCUCACUGUUCCCUUUAACACGCUCCUGAGAAAGAGACCAAACGAAACCAAAUAAUCAAAUUCUCUCCAAAGAGGAUCACUUUCUUUUUUCCAUUUCAGCUCAUCCUCCCUUCCGUUCUCUGGAUCUUUGCAGCGAUUAAGAGUCGGGGAGCUCUGACUGUUGUGGCAGUUUGUUUGAGACACAGGGGCCAAAUUAUUCUGCAAUAUUUUAACUCGCCUUAAUUAUACAUCAUAAUACUUGUGAUCGGUUUUGCUGUUUUAUUUUUUUUAUUUUGUAUACCGCUUUUGUUUGUUUGUAAAAGAACUUAAUUGAGCGCUUCUUGUGAUUGGUAUUUUAUGUUUUUUAUUACAUUACCCAGAGUUCUCAGCACUGGCUUGCUGAGCCAUUCUGGACAGAUAUACAGUAGCUCAGCCUGUAUUGAGAGUAAUGUAUUGUAUCGUAAAAAAAGAUGUCGGAAGGUUCUGGAGUAAAGCCACUAUUUUUUAUGUGUUAAAAUAUUUGUUAAUCAUUUCCAUACAACAGAAAUCAGGCGCAUCAUGAGCCUGAGAGCUUGUUACUGGAUUUUCUUUUGUCCUCGGCCCAUAUUCCCCUCAGUUUAAAGAAGUGUGCAUCCAAAAUGGUCACUCUGAAUGGUUAUUUGUGAAUGGACAGACCAUUUUUUUUGUAAUCCUGUUGACUGCCUUGUUGAGAGAGCUUACAGUUCCCAGAAUGCUCUUUGUCUCCUGACUGAGGACCCACAAAGUGAGACACCAAGUCAUGAUCAGUGCCUGUGUCAACGUGCAUGCAAGCAUUUACUGUACAUCCAACCAGUUCUGCUCAACGUGGCUUCAGAACCCCUCAAAACCCGAGGAGGAGGUUUGUCUUGAAAAUAUUGUUUGAAUUUAUUUUUGUACAUUUUAAGUGUACCCCAACAUCCCCUCCCCUUACUUCCAGGUACAAUUAAAUCAGAGAAAAACCUUUAAAAGAUGAAAGUGGUACAUCUGGGGAAUUGGCUAAUCAAAUUGGCUUCAGCAAACUUUAAGUGUCCUCGCUGUCAUGGCGCAGUCUUUGAAUGUGUGUCUGUUUUCAUGAUCACAUACUAGUUUUUCUUUAUUUUCCUGUUUUCUGGUAUAAAACAAAUUGGACAUCUCACAAUGACUUCUUUGUGUAAGACUUUGGGACACCGGAGAAACGUGUCCUGACAGAAUGAAUAAAUUGAUCAAUAUAUGAUUAAGAGCUG
This is a messenger RNA of Gymnodraco acuticeps, 3585 nucleotides long. RefSeq names its product matrix metalloproteinase-16-like. Gene Ontology annotation, biological process: skeletal system development; collagen catabolic process; proteolysis. Gene Ontology annotation, cellular component: extracellular matrix. The record is from RefSeq and is a predicted model, not a curated record. The transcript has 11 exons. Gene Ontology annotation, molecular function: metalloendopeptidase activity; zinc ion binding. The coding region runs from base 1 to 1839 and encodes 612 amino acids. Lineage: Eukaryota; Metazoa; Chordata; Actinopteri; Perciformes; Bathydraconidae.